This is a messenger RNA of Rhincodon typus (whale shark), 970 nucleotides long. RefSeq names its product hepcidin-like. Lineage: Eukaryota; Metazoa; Chordata; Chondrichthyes; Orectolobiformes; Rhincodontidae. The transcript is spliced from 3 exons. The coding region runs from base 65 to 319 and encodes 84 amino acids. Gene Ontology annotation, cellular component: extracellular region. Gene Ontology annotation, biological process: intracellular iron ion homeostasis. The record is from RefSeq and is a predicted model, not a curated record.
AUGGGAUCACACAAACCAAAGCCACAUCACAGAAAAGCUCAAAGAUCGGACAAGCCAAGUCGAGAUGGGCAGUGGUCAGAUGAAAACCCGACUGGUCCUGGUCACUCUGAUGCUGCUGGUCUUCAUUGAGAUGAGCCAGUGCCUCACAAUGUCCAAGAUUGAGAAUGGGCAAGAUUCCCUGAUGACUGAGAAUUCGCAGGCCUCUCAGGGUGAGGCUUCCAUGUUGCUGCGACAGAAGCGAAUGAGUCAAGUCAAGAAAUGCAGAUUUUGCUGUGAUUGCUGUAAUAUGCAGGGUUGUGGAAUAUGCUGCUCAUUUUAAACCCUGGCCCCUCAGUUACAGAACAUUAUCUUGCCAAAGGCCUCACUGUCCUUAUCCAUUGUUUGGGAUCCAUUUAAUGGAUCUGCUUCUCACCAAUUCCCACUAAAGUUCUGCAUUUUAUGCUGCAGGGAAAUGUCAUUCGGCCUCUCUGCUCUGUAUCGGCUCCACACUGACCUCCUCCUACCAUCAUCUCUCCCUUUCCAUCAGCAUCUCCUUUUCUCCCUCAUGUAUUUAUCAAGUUCCCCUGUCCCCAAAAUAUUGACUCAAUUCAUCUCGACCUCUCCCUGUGGGACUCGCUCCCACAUUCUUCGCUGCCACUGUCCAGGGAGCAAGUCUCACAUUGCAAACCACCCCCCUCAACCACCACCAACUCCCCAUGGGAGCCAGUCUCACAUUCUCUCCCCACUCCCUGUGGGAGUGAGCCCCACAUCCUCUGCCCCCCGCCAACGCCCCGUGGGAAUGUGUCCCAUAUCCAUCUCCCCCCCAACUCCCUGUGGGAACAAGGUCCACAUUCCCCGCCCAGACAGAAGCAGGUCCCACAUUCCCCGAACCCACUCCCCGUGGGAGGGUGUCCCACAUUCUCCUUCGCCGCCAACCCUCCGUGGGAGCGAGUCUCACAUUGCCUUGAGUCAUUUAAAUGCCUAAUACUGA